AUGGCGGUGCAACUGAAGCAGUGGAUGAAGUUCAAGCCGCCUAUGGCUCUGGCUGGAUGUGCUGUCGCGGAGCUCAUCGGAACAAUGUUCUUCGUCUUCCUCGGCGCCCUCUCGGUCUCCGUUUCCAGUCCGUUUGGCAAGACUGAGCCUUUAACUCGCGUUAUCGUCAUCGCUUUGGGUUAUGGCAUUGGCUUGGCUCUCGCUGUCUGUGCAACCGCCGGCGUCUCCGGCGGCCACAUCAACCCGGCCGUCACACUCUCGCUGCUAGCCGUCGGCCUCACCGACGUGCUGUCCGCCGCCGUUUACAUCGUUGCGCAGAUUCUCGGGGCCAUUUUCGGUGCGGGACUUGCCAAGGCAAUCGUCCCUUCUGAAAUCAAAGGAAUUCUCGGGCAAACGUCGCUGGGCCCGGGAGUUACAGUCGGCAUGGGUUUUCUCACUGAGCUGCUCCUUACCGCGAUUCUCGUCUACACCAUUUUUGCCUGCGCCGUCGAUCCUAGGGGCCCGGCCGCGCUCGCACCCCUGAUGAUUGGCAUUUCCGUUCUUAUCGACAAUGCCGUGGGUGUGCCUCUGACUGGCGCGUCGAUGAACCCGGCGCGUUCGUUUGGCCCGUCCGUGUGGACGGGCGACUGGGCGGAUCAGUGGAUUUAUUGGUUUGGCCCGAUAAUCGGCGCGCUCCUUGUUGCAAUUCCGUACACGGCUAUUUAUUUGAUACCUCUCGCCAACAAGGGCGACGACGAGGGAGAAACCAAGGACGAUGUUUAG
This is a messenger RNA of Closterium sp. NIES-65, 762 nucleotides long. The record is from the annotation of a GenBank genome assembly. Lineage: Eukaryota; Viridiplantae; Streptophyta; Zygnematophyceae; Desmidiales; Closteriaceae.